Molecule: messenger RNA, 977 nt
Organism: Harpia harpyja (harpy eagle)
Lineage: Eukaryota; Metazoa; Chordata; Aves; Accipitriformes; Accipitridae
Gene: AGRP
Product: agouti related neuropeptide
Exons: 4
Coding region: 437-925 (162 amino acids)
Biological process (GO): adult feeding behavior; neuropeptide signaling pathway; hormone-mediated signaling pathway
Cellular component (GO): extracellular region
Molecular function (GO): neuropeptide hormone activity; type 1 melanocortin receptor binding
Source: RefSeq, a predicted model, not a curated record
CCUCAGGUCGUGCCGAGACAGGGUGCGUGCAGGGGGCAGAGGGGGUCUGCAAAGAGCCCCAGGGCUGGCACUGCCACCAGAAGUGGUGGCUCACGCUUUGCUGGAGACGUGCUGGGAGACCUGGGGGGUCCUCCCUGGUCGUGCAGUCUGGGAGCAGCCUGGCAAGGGCAGAGCCUGGGCCAUCAGCCUUCCUUGCUGGGUACAUCACAGCCCACUGAACCCUUCUCAUGUCUUAUCCCCCCAUUUCUUGCAGGCCUGAAGCCACCCAAGGACUCGGGCAUUUCCAAAAGGAGCCCAGCUGAGCUGCUGACCUGGGAGUGGGCAGGCUGUAGGCUGGUGGAGGGAGAUGCUGACAAGGAAGCAGAGGAGUUGGAAGCCCCUGGGAUGCUGGGUGCCUGGGCAGUUAGCCACCCUGUGUGUGCAUCUGGGGAUUUGAAUGGAAAGGUUGUCCCCCAGGACCAUGCUGAAUGUGCUGCUGCUGUGCUGCGGGCUACUGCAGGGGAUCCAGGCCAUCCUCACCACUGACCUCAGCUGUGGCCACCUGCAGAAGGUGAGUGGUGGGCUGGAGGGGGCGGACAGAGCCCGCUACUCUGGCCUGCUAUGGAAAGUCAAGGAGGUGUCUGCGGAGCCAGUGGGAGCUCUCCCCACGCUGGGGCUUGAGCAGAUGGCCCUGGAGGUCCCAGAAGCUGAUGGUGACCUUGUGCAGAGAGGCAGCACGCUGGAACCGCAGCAGUCAUUGUCCACAGAACUGCAAGCUGCAGGCCGCGAAGAGCGUUCCCCCCGCCGCUGCGUCCGCCUCCUGGAAUCCUGCCUUGGGCAUCAGGUCCCCUGCUGCGACCCCUGUGCCUCUUGCUACUGCCGCUUCUUCAACGCUUUUUGCUACUGCAGGAAAAUCAGCAGCAGUUUUCCCUGUGGCAAGAACUAGCACCCGUGUCGUGGGGCUUCUUGCUCCUUGCCCAUAUGUGCUGCCUCCUCCU